This is a messenger RNA of Musca domestica (house fly), 1618 nucleotides long. RefSeq names its product mitochondrial import receptor subunit TOM40 homolog 1 (gene Tom40). Lineage: Eukaryota; Metazoa; Arthropoda; Insecta; Diptera; Muscidae. Gene Ontology annotation, molecular function: transmembrane protein transporter activity. The record is from RefSeq and is a predicted model, not a curated record. Bases 345 to 1352 code for a protein of 335 amino acids. Gene Ontology annotation, biological process: protein import into mitochondrial matrix. Gene Ontology annotation, cellular component: mitochondrial outer membrane translocase complex; mitochondrial outer membrane. The transcript is spliced from 4 exons.
ACUUAAAUGUCAUUCUCGACAUGGCUCUUUUUCGUUGAAGUUCUGCUUAUAUGAAUGUUACCAGCAAAAAUUUACCCAUUUUUCGGAGUGUCGGGAAUUAAAACAACAAUAAAAGAGUAAAUUUUCUGUAAAUAAAGAAAACAAAGUAAACUUUCAGUCAAUUUUAUUUAAAACAUUGACUCCGAAUCGGACGUAUUUCGUGACUGAAAAGGAAAUUUCGUGCGUUCGAUAGUGUCGCGGUGUGUGUGAGUGUGUAAAUACGACGGAGCAGCAGAGCACUGAGCAGUGUGCAGUAGCAGUACAACAAGAGUAGAUAGAGCAAGCAGAAAUCAAAGCACAGUAAAAUGGGUAAUGUUAUGGCAGCAUCGUCGACGCCGAGCAGCGCUGCGGCAUCACUGGAUAAAGCGGCUAAAUCAGGAGUACCUGCACCACCAACUGCCCCAGCUGGACUUGCAGCUGUGGACGCACCGGCGGUCGAUGUGAAACUUGAGAAUCCAGGCACCCUCGAAGAAUUGCAUAAAAAAUGUAAAGAUAUCCAGGCAAUGACCUUUGAGGGAGCAAAGGUAAUGCUGAACAAGGGCCUUAGCAACCACUUUCAGGUUUCGCACACGCUUAACUUGUGCAGUACACAACCUAGCGGCUAUCGAUUUGGAGCCACUUAUGUGGGUACCAAACAAUACAGUCCCUCGGAAGCUUUCCCCGUGUUGUUGGGAGACAUAGAUCCAUCGGGCAAUUUGAAUGCCAAUGUUAUUCACCAAUUCUCACCCCGCAUACGUUGUAAAUUUGCCUCGCAGGUCCAAGAAUCGAAAAUUACCGUUGCCCAGCUAACAACAGAUUAUCGCGGUGAUGAUUUUACUGCCUCCCUUACCAUUGGCAAUCCAAAUAUCUUCAACAAUUCUGGUGUUUUUGUUGGCCACUAUUUGCAAUCGGUUACCAAGAACAUUGCUUUGGGCGCCGAAUUGGCCUAUCAGUAUGGUCCCAAUGUUCCCGGUGGACAAAUUACUGUACUUUCUGCUGUGGGUCGUUACACUAGUGGUGAUUCAAUUUGGUCUGGUACCUUGGGUCCCGGUGGUGUACACAUUUGUUAUUAUCAAAAAGCCAGUGAACAAUUACAAAUCGGUGUUGAGGUCGAGACCAGUCUGAGAAUGCAGGAGUCUGUCGCCACCUUAGGUUAUCAAGUGGAUUUGCCAAAAGCUGAUCUCGUUUUUAGAGGUUCCUUCGACACCAACUGGAAUGUGUGCGGUGUAUUGGAGAAACGUUUGCAGCCAUUGCCAUUUUCAUUUGCAUUAAGUGGACGUUUGAAUCAUACCAAAAAUCAGUUUAGAUUAGGAUGUGGACUUAUUAUUGGUUAACCGUAAAACCUGAAAAUACACAGAGCAAUAAGGAAUAUGGUUAAGUCUUUAAUAAAACUACAACAAUGAAAACAAAAAAGUACACAAAUUCACCAGAAGCAGAAAUUAAUUCAAUAUAAUUUAGAUAAAUCUGAAUACCUAUGAGAGAAAAAAAAUACAAAAAUGACAAUGCUUCCUUCCACAGAAGAAAAAAAGAACAACAAACUACAUCCAAUAAAAUGCAAAUCAUUGGAAAAACCAUUAGAAUUUUCAUGAAAAACCCAAAA